CGCAGUUUCUGUUUUCCCGCGAGUGAUGACCAUUUUGUGUUGGAACGCUCUUUUUGGCAAUGCGCAAUCGCCAGCGCCCAUCACCCCACAAUCCCAGUGAAUAGUGAAAAGUUGUAGAAACGCCAGACAGUCCAGAUACUCCAGACAACUGAAUCACUGCUGACGAAACUAGUUAAUUAACAUCCAAAUCCAAGAGGCCAAAGCACCGCAAAUAACCCACCAGCAGGAAUGGAGAAGAUCUGGAAGAAAGUAUGCGAGCACCACGAUGUGCCUGAGCAGGUGUCCAAGGAGUGGUUCGCCCGCAUCCAGAAGCACCUCAGCGCAGAGGAUCCCGCCCGGGCCUACCACAACUGGCAGGAAAUGAUGAAGCACAAGGAGCCGUAUCUAGCUGGCGUCGCCAAUCCGAACAUCGUGCUGGCUGCCUUCUUUCAAUACUAUCACUUUGACGGUAACCGCAGCUGCGCCGAGCAGAAUUGCGAGGUCUUCGAGGAGUUCUGCCAGGACGCCGUCAUUGAGGAUGACCACACCAAGAGCUUGGUGUGCAAUCUACUGGGGCGCAAGACUCCAGAGAACCAAUUGACCUGGUGCCAUGACGACGAGGCCAACUUGCUGCAGGAUGUCGACCUGGUGGUGCUUGCCUCAUCGCCGGAGGAAUACAAACACUAUACGACUCUUCUCCGCUCGGAGUACGCAAAUCUUGAUGACGCCACCUACAAGGCCAUGCGAAUCAAGGUGUUGGAGACCCUGCUGAUGAUUCCCUCCAUCUACGCCACUGGGGAGUUUCAUGACAAAUACGAGGAGUUGGCCCGCAACAAUAUCCGCAGCGAGAUCAGCGAGCUUAAGAAGCAGUAGACUGGGGUUGGAGGGAUCAGGAUGCGACGGGGCUGCUUUUUUAAUGCUAUUGAGUUGUGUACGUACUGGCCGUUUUACCUCGUUUGACUGCAGGCGUCCGCAUACAAAGGAGCAACCUUUUCUGCCAUGCAUCGUAUAAUUUAAAUCUUAAGUGAAGUGUAAUCAAAAUCAUUUUCCUAGUUAGUGUGUACGCCUAGAUAUAUACGUAAGCCCUGUAGACUCCAGCUCACAAUAAAAUUGAUGUAUGUAAAUGUUGUCCCAAA
This is a messenger RNA of Drosophila ficusphila, 1115 nucleotides long. RefSeq lists its product as uncharacterized. The coding region runs from base 229 to 852 and encodes 207 amino acids. NCBI's taxonomy places the organism in Eukaryota, Metazoa, Arthropoda, Insecta, Diptera, Drosophilidae. The transcript is spliced from 3 exons. The record is from RefSeq and is a predicted model, not a curated record.